ACAAAAAGGAACAGGGAAGGACACAGGACCUGUUGGAUCUCUCCGUCUGACAUCCUUCAGAUUUAGCAACAUGAUGGAUCUUUUGUUUUUCUUCUCGCUAGCUGCUUUCUUCCCUGUUUCUGAGUCAUGGAGAACAUACUGGAAUGCAAUAGAAGGUGAAGCUUUCGUCGUAAAGUGUCCUCCCUUAGACUCUCCUGUGAUUUGGCAUCUCGGUGACAUGAACAUCUCCACAGACCCAGGAGCGCGAGUGCAUUCUUCUGGGAGGGACCUUUGGUUUCUGCCAGCAACAGCCAAUGAUUCUGGAACUUAUACUUGUGCCACAACUAUGUAUCUUUCUAAUGUGUCUAAAACUCUGAAGGUGACAAUACAUCCAAGCGAAGAAGGCAUUUGUUUUUAUGAGGAUUCUCUCUAUUCAGGAUGUGUUGGAAGUCCUGGAUCAGGACACAUUUAUUGUCCUUCUUUUUAUAACUAUGAGAAUGCAACUAUUUUCAAGUGGUACAAGGACUGUAAAGAACUUCAUGGGCCAAGAUACAAAACAUUUCGUGAUGUACUUGCCAUUAAUGAAGCCAAUGUAAAUGAUAUCGGGAACUAUACUUGCAAAUUUACAUACAGCCAUGGUGGAAGAAACUUUACUAUAUCUGCAACAAGGGGUUUUAGAAUUGCAAAACACUCUAUACGGACAGAGCUUGUAGUUUGGCAUCCAAAAGGCAAUACAGUUAAGGAGGUAAAGAUUGGUUCUCCUCUGAACGUUACAUGCAAGGCAUGGCUAGGUAAUGGAAAGCAAACCAUGGCUGGCAGUUCUUGGAAAUAUAAUGGGGAGGAACUUCCUGAACACUUUGUUAGUUGCAGUCGAGAGUACAUGGAACCCAAUGGGCUGUUUACAGAGGCCAUAUUAAGUACCAGUAAAGUAGAGAGAGAACACCUUGGCUUGAAUUUCACGUGUGUUAUGUUCAAUGAUGUGGGGUAUAAAACAGUCAGUAUAACGUUGUCCGAAGGUUCUACUGGAAGUGGAAAAUAAAUUCAGAUAUAAACUGUGUAUUUAUGGGAGAGAUGGGUUGCCUGGAGAAGCUCUACGAUCUACAGUGGGGGCUCUCUUCCAAGUCUCCGAUUCUAUGACCCUCCAGAAAGAUGUGCAACAG
This is a messenger RNA of Elgaria multicarinata webbii, 1139 nucleotides long. RefSeq names its product interleukin-1 receptor-like 1. The record is from RefSeq and is a predicted model, not a curated record. Lineage: Eukaryota; Metazoa; Chordata; Lepidosauria; Squamata; Anguidae. The transcript has 10 exons. Gene Ontology annotation, molecular function: interleukin-33 binding; interleukin-1 receptor activity. The coding region runs from base 71 to 1018 and encodes 315 amino acids.